Entamoeba invadens IP1 is the source of this 1062-nucleotide messenger RNA. Its product is annotated as Rho/RAC guanine nucleotide exchange factor, putative. NCBI's taxonomy places the organism in Eukaryota, Evosea, Mastigamoebida, Endamoebidae. The coding region runs from base 1 to 1062 and encodes 353 amino acids. The record is from RefSeq and is a predicted model, not a curated record. Gene Ontology annotation, molecular function: protein binding; guanyl-nucleotide exchange factor activity. The transcript has 2 exons.
AUGGAGAGUGUUGCAGCUACAUUAGUUCAGUCACGAAUCCGUGGGUAUAUAGUCCGUCGUUUACACAACAAGAAUACACUUUUUCGGCGAUACUGUGUGAUUAAGGAGUUAAGUGAAACUGAAGUUUCCUUCACUGAAAGUAUGCGGAAACUCUACAUGUAUUUUGAAAAGCCAUUAAAAGAGUUGAGUCAUAAACCCGGUUGUGUAGUUAUCCCCGAGUUACUCAUAGGAAGUGUUUUUCCACGUGUUGAAAAAGUCUUUAUCAAUGGGUGUGUUAUAAGCAAUGCGUUGGAAGACUUAAAAGUCCAUUGGAAAUACGACAACAUGGUCACUCCGACUCUAAAGAAGUGUUUAAACUUGUUACUGCCUUUAUCUGAAUAUACAUUACUCUUCGAGUCACAGAAGAAAUGUCUACAAACAGCAAAUAAGAUACGUGGGUUCAAGGAGUUUGUCAUACGGCAAUCGAUGCACAAAGAGUUGUUGAACCUUUCAUUCAAUGAUCUUACUAUCAUGCCAGUACAACGGUUAAUGCGAUAUCCUAUACUCAUCAAAGAACUCAUUAAAGCGACUCCACAGACACACCCCGAGUACAACGAAAUUAUUAAAACACAAGAACUCUUUGAGCGCUUCAUAGUGAAUGUAAAUAAUGAGAGUAAAAUGCACGACUACAUGUUAGAAGCAUCUUCAUGUGUAUGUUCUGUGGAAAACAUGGUUCAGUCGUGGAGGUGUUGUUUGUUCUAUGGACUGGCCUUAGUUAACUCCCCAACAAAUUAUUCAUAUGUCUUUGUGUUUAACGACCGAAUCGCUUAUUAUAACGAUAUUUGUAUGUUCUCAUUCGGUAAGAAGAAGAGGUACUAUUUGAGACAUUCCAAUUCACAAGUCAUUCGAUUUAUAGACGUCAAAAAAUUUGGUCCAUCUGCCGACACACCAAGACAAUAUGAAAUAUACAUUGGAGAAUCAGUCGACUUCAUUACUAUCCCACCAGAAGAGAAUUACGAACAGUGGACAAACACCCUCAACACCGCGAUAAGUCAGUUUAGUAAGGACUAUAAGAGGUACUAA